This is a messenger RNA of Notodromas monacha, 3922 nucleotides long. Lineage: Eukaryota; Metazoa; Arthropoda; Ostracoda; Podocopida; Cyprididae. The record is from the annotation of a GenBank genome assembly.
AGAGAUAGUUGCUUUCUAGUGUCGGUGUUUGCCUUCGUAGUAAGUUUUUGAGAUGAACUUGUCUUCCUUCGGGCAUCCCGUGCUUGUGCCAUUCGAAGCUGUUCGAAAAUAACUCAACUAUGUCAAGAUGAUGAAACUGAGUGAGACACCUGAAACAGACGAGACUCCUUUAACAGUCAUGGGAGAAGACUGUCGAGUAGAAUUGGACGAGCGCGACCUUCUCAUCGGUCAAACGAGGAAGCGUCGCAAUUUUCUCCACCGUUGCUUGUGUAUGCUCUGUCUCAAUUGCUGUGCCGAAGAUGAGCCUCAGUCGAGAGCGAUAUAUAUUGGGAGUCGCCCCGCGGAGCACUAUCCACCAAACGUCAUCAGAAACCAGAAGUACAGUGUCCUCUUCUUCGUUCCAUGUGUGCUGAUAAACCAAUUCAAGUUCUUCUUGAACUUGUACUUCUUAAUACUCGCCGUGACGCAGUUCUUCCCCGCCGUGCGAGUUGGGUAUUUGUAUACCUACUGGGGUCCAUUGGGCUUUGUCCUUCUUGUGACGAUGUGCCGAGAGGCUGUGGACGAUUUUCGGCGAUAUCAGAGAGACAAAGAGAUAAAUGGUCAAGUUUACACAAAACUCGUUCCAAGCGGCCAUGCUUCGAUAACCAGCGCAGAGAUUAAAGUGGGAGACUUGCUUUACGUUCAGAAGAAUCAGAGAAUCCCGGCGGAUUUGAUCCUGUUGAGAACCAGCGAGAAGAGCGGAACAUGUUUCAUCAGAACUGAUCAGUUGGACGGGGAAACCGAUUGGAAACUUCGACUCCCAAUUUCUGCCCUCCAGAAGCUCGGUUUCGACGAGGAAACCCUUGAUGUAGACGCUGUUGUCAGUGCCGAACCGCCAAAGCAGGAUAUUCACUCUUUUCUUGGAAAUUUUCAGAUCAGAAAUCAAGAUGGUUCUUCAGAAGAAGAGUCACUUGGGCUUGAGAACACACUAUGGGCAAAUACUGUUUUGGCCAAUGGCACAGCACUGGGGUUGGUUGUGUACACUGGAAGAGAGACCCGUUCGGUGAUGAACAAUUCCUCACCCAGAAGCAAAGUCGGGCUUGUGGAUUUGGAGAUCAACUUCUUGACAAAGAUACUUUUUGGAACCAUGAUCGCCAUGUCUCUGGUUAUGGUUUUGCUGAAGGGAAACCGAGCUUAUUGGUAUCAAUAUCUCGUGCGCUUUGUGCUGCUCUUCUCAUACAUCAUCCCGCUAAGUUUGCGUGUGAAUCUGGACAUGGCCAAAAUCUUCUACUCGUGGUCAAUCAUGAAGGAUAAAGAAAUGCCGGAAAAUGUUGUGCGUUCCACGACCAUUCCAGAAGAGCUCGGCAGGAUCGGCUACGUGUUGACUGACAAAACCGGGACUUUGACCAAGAACGAAAUGGUGAUGAAGAAGUUCCACGUCACUUCCGAGGGUUAUUCUUCGGAAAGUUUCUGUGAACUAAGAGACCUUGUCAAGAAGUCUUCUGAAAGCAAAGAAGACCGAGAUGCCCUGCAGUUUCAUGACAGCAAUUCGAGGUUUGAAAGAGCCAAGGCUCGGAAGGCGGCACUCGUUGGUGAGGCGGUGAAAGCUGUGGCUUUGUGCCACAAUGUCACUCCGAUCGAAGACGAUGGAGAGUCGAGAACAUAUCAGGCUGCGAGUCCGGACGAAAUAGCAUUAGUUCAGUGGACGGAAGCAAUGGGCAUGAGUUUGACUGCUCGAGAUUUGACAAGAAUGACGAUAGUGGAUUCCUGGGGGAACGAACAUCACUAUGAAAUUCUCAUGGUAUUCCCCUUCACUUCCGAAACGAAAAGAAUGGGAAUUAUUUUGAGGGACGAGGAAUCGGACAAGAUCGUUUUCUAUUUGAAAGGGGCGGAUAUCGUGAUGGUGGAAAUCAUCCACUAUUGCGAUUGGCUGGAAGAAGUUGUGGAUAUGAUGGCGAACGAGGGCCUGAGAACUUUGGUGGUGGCCUCCAAAACAUUGACGAAGAAGCAGUACCAGGACUUCGAGGCGAAGUAUAAAACUGCAAACAUGGCGUUGGCCCAGCGAGGAGCACGUGUGGCCUCGGUUGUUGAAACCCUGGAGAGAGACAUGGAAUUGCUUUGCGUGACCGGUGUUGAGGAUUCGUUGCAGGAUAAUAUCUGGAUGUUGACCGGCGACAAACUCGAAACAGCGGCGAGCAUCGCCAAGAGCUCGCAUCUGGUCGGCAGGGACCAAACGACGUAUCUCUUCCGCGACGUGUCCGACAGAAACGAGGCGCAUUUGGAGUUGAAUGCGUUUCGUCGGAAGGACAAGGCUGCUCUCGUGAUCACGGGCAAGGCCUUUGAGACGUGUCGUCAAUUUUACGAAGAGGACUUGAUGGAGCUGGCGUGUCGAGCGCCGGCCGUCGUCGUGUGUCGUUGUGCGCCGACGCAGAAGGCUGAUGUUGUGGGCCUGGUGAAGAAGUUUUCCAACAAGCGGACGGUGGCCGUUGGUGACGGCGGGAAUGACGUGCCGAUGAUCCAGGCUGCUGAUGCUGGGGUCGGAAUCGUGGGCAAGGAAGGGAAGCAGGCAUCUUUGGCUGCCGACUUUUCUCUGACGCAAUUUGAUCAUCUUGGCCGACUGUUGCUGGUUCACGGGAGAUACUCGUAUUUGCGCACAGCCGCCUUGUCUCAAUUCAUCAUUCACCGAGGCUUGAUCAUCUCCGUGAGUCAAGCUGUGUUCUCUGCCCUAUUUUACUACUCGUCGAUUGCGUUGUACCACGGGAUUCUGCUGAUUGGGUACUCGACCGUGUACACGAACUUCCCAGUAUUUUCGCUUGUAUUGGAUAAGGAUGUAACUGCGAAGGUGGCGAUGACGUAUCCUGAGCUGUACAAGAUACUCUCGAAAGGGCGUUCCUUGUCUUUGAAAACGUUCCUGAUCUGGGCCAUUGUUUCGUUGUAUCAAGGUUCGGUCAUCUUGUACGGGACACUCAUACUAUUUGAGAAUGAUUUCAUACACGUCGUGCUGCUGAGUUUCAGCGCACUCGUUUUGACUGAGCUGCUGAUGGUUGUUUUGACUGUCAAGCGCUGGCAUUACCUCAUGGCGGUAGCCGAGCUUCUUUCGCUUGGAAUCUACGUCGCUUCAAUAUUCAUAUUUCCCAAAGUUUUUGAUUUCCAGUUCAUGGGUUCACUGGCGUUUUACUGGAAAGUUGCGACAAUCACGUCAGUGGCCUGCGUUCCUCUCUUCAUUGCCAAGUACUUGCGGAAGAAAUUCGCGCCUCCGGCAGUGACCAAACUGUCUGGGAGGAAAACAGUGUGGGAAAACAUGAACGCGAGCAGCAAGAUUAAGAAAGCAGUCGGGGAGAAGGUGGAGGAAGUAGAAACUAGCAUUGCUCAGGCUCUGCUGGAUCUCGAAUCCACCAGCGACCUGAAAACGCAACUCCGAGAGCUUCAGAUCACAACUGUGAAGGAGAUUGACGUCCCCAACCGCAAGGCGUUGGUAGUUUUCGUGCCGUUUCCUCAGCUGAAGGCCUACCAGAAGAUCCAAACCCGUCUGGUGCGAGAGCUGGAGAAGAAAUUUAGCGGAAAGCACGUUGUUUUCGUAGCCCAGCGCAAAAUCCUGCCGAAGCCGACGAGGAAGAUGGCUAAUAAGAGCAAGCAAAAGCGUCCCAGAAGUCGGACGUUGACUGCUGUGCACGAAGCGAUCCUGGAGGAUCUGGUUUACCCGGCGGAAAUUGUGGGCAAGAGGAUCCGCAUCAAGUUGGACGGCUCGCGGAUUAUCAAGGUGCACCUCGACCGCAACCAGCAGACUAACGUCGAACAUAAGGUGGAAACGUUCCGGGCAAUCUACAAGCGCCUCACUGGGAAGGAAGUCGACUUUGAAUUCCCCGAGCCUAUUUUCUGAUGAGGCACGCGUCCGUUGUGCGCUGUUCGACAAUUAGAUGCGUUUGAGAACCCGCGAAAAAAA